This is a messenger RNA of Penicillium atrosanguineum, 1086 nucleotides long. Its product is annotated as TauD/TfdA dioxygenase family protein. Gene Ontology annotation, molecular function: 2-oxoglutarate-dependent dioxygenase activity. The record is from RefSeq and is a predicted model, not a curated record. NCBI's taxonomy places the organism in Eukaryota, Fungi, Ascomycota, Eurotiomycetes, Eurotiales, Aspergillaceae. Gene Ontology annotation, cellular component: cytoplasm. The transcript has 4 exons. The coding region runs from base 1 to 1086 and encodes 361 amino acids.
AUGGCUCCUUCUUUGACCGAAACAACCCCGGUGGUUCCCAUCGUGGAAGACAAGAUUUCACUGAAAGGCUCUGAGCGAACUCCUCUUAAAUCUACCGGUGUAUUGGAUGCAUUCGAGUCUUUUGAUGUUACUCCGGUAAUUGGACGCGAGUUUCCUAACGCCAGCCUGAAGGAUUUCCUGCGUGCUCCAAACUCGGAUGAUUUGCUUCGCGAACUCUCUCUGACUAUUUCGCAACGUGGCGUGGUAUUCUUCCGCAAGCAGGACGGCCUUGACGACAACUUGCAGAAAGAACUCGUCCAGCGUCUGGGUGAGCUUUCAGGCAAGCCAAAGACUUCUGGACUGCAUAUUCACCCUAUUGUCAACUCCGGUCGCGAACACAGCGUAACAGAUGACGAGAUCAGUGUUAUCAGCUCCCAGCAACGGCAAAAGCUGUACACCGACCGAAAUGGCCGGAGACAAACCUCUCGUACCGAAUGGCACAGCGACAUCACCUUCGAGCCCAUUCCCAGCGACUACACUCUCCUUCGCUUGACUGAACUUCCCAAGACUGGAGGUGAUACGCUGUGGGCUUCCGGAUACGAGGUCUACGACCGCCUCUCUGAACCAUAUCAGAAGUUCCUCGAGGGCUUGACUGCCACCUAUGCUCAGCCACGCUUCAAUGAUAUUGCCAAGAAGAAUGGCUUCGAGGUUCACCCUGGUCCUCGCGGAGCUCCCGAGAAUGUUGGCGAGGAGCUGCGCGCAGAGCAUCCUGUGAUCCGUACCAACCCAGUCACUGGAUGGAAGAGUGUUUUCGCUGUUGGCACUCAUGUUCAAAAGGUCAAUGGUGUUACCGAUGAGGAGAGUGCUCAUCUUCUCAGAUGGUUCGUGGAUCUCAUCGUCGAGAAUCAUGAUUUACAAGUGCGCCUCCGUUGGCAGAACCCGAAUGACCUCGCUAUCUGGGAUAACCGAUCAGUCUAUCACGCUGCUACUUGGGACUACGAGGAGAUUGGCCCGCGAACAGGACAUCGCGCUGUUGGGCUUGGAGAGAGACCAUAUCUGGACCCGAACAGCACUAGCCGUCGCGAAGCAUUGGCCAAGGAUCAAUAG